GGCAGGACAUAUUCAGGCGUGCAUCACAUGCCUUCAUAAUAGUAGGUUAAUUCUCUCUCCAUAGCUCUCAUGGAUGAAGUCACACUAUCAAUUUACACUUUAAUUCCAGUCCGUGACAGUCUGGUGAGUGGAUAGAUAUGCUCUGACAUCGGCAUCGUUUACUUUACACCGAGGGGACUGUCGGCUGUUGAUUCCACGGGCGGCAUCUGGCAAAGUUUAUUAUUCGAGAUGCUCUGUUUUGUUAAUCUCUAGAUAUAAUAAAACCCUGCAAGCGAUGUUGGUUUAACUUUAAGACAGGCAAUAGUCGAGCUUUUCCAACCGUAGCUUUUCGAAAUCGCCAUUGUUAGAAACGUUCAACCGUGCAGAGUGAUGAAGAGUGGAGACUGGGGCUUCCGGUGUAAAACAGGCUGUCUUUAUGAAAUCCGUCGAGGUGCGGAACUACUGCCGACUCCUGCUGCAUAUUAGGCCUACUAUCAUAAUCUAUUGUUAUCCGAGAUGAUAUCCCGGUCGAGUUGAAACGGAUCCGAAACACCUGGAAAUAUAACGGAAGCAAUCUCAACCAACCAGCCCAGCCAGCCACGCUCCCAUCGCAAAUUCAGUUUACUGGAAAUAUAUCAGUCAUUUGAUGGGAUCUUAUUUUGCAGUUAUUAAAAAAGAGAAGCCAUUCCCGUGGGGUUUAUUUCAUGGGGAUGUGUUCAAGACAAGAGAGAAUACAAAAAGACGUCGACGUCGUAAUUCAAAGGUGCAAGGCAGAGAAAGACUGCCUUUUCUCUGAUUUCAGAUACACUGACGCCACUUUCACCUUCACUUAUUCCAAAGGCUCCAGAAGGGUGUCCUACUCUGUGCACGUCUCUGACGACUACCCAGACAACACAUAUGUAUCAAACUCUGAAAAUGUGGAUGCCGUUCUAGUCACCAGAGAACCCCUCCCCAUCAUCUUCCACAGAAUCACAACAGAGAUUACGAUCAACAAUGACGCCAGCUGCUGCCUGUCCAUCAAGACAAAACUUCAGAUAGACAAAAACCAGUGCCACUAUGCCAUAGAGGAGGACUCUGAGGGGGAUGCUGAGUCUGAGGAGUUCUACUAUGGAGGUCAGGUGAACUACGAUGGCGAGCUCCACAAGCAUCCCCAGCUGGAGGCGGACCUGGCGUCGGUCCGGGAGAUGUACGGACAUCACGCAGUAUCUCUCAGGGAAUACGGUGCGAUUGAUGAUGUGGACAUUGAUCUGCACAUCGACGUCAGUUUCCUAGAUGAGGAAAUAGCCCUAGCAUGGGAUGUGAUCCGCAGGGAGCCGGUGAUCGUGCGUCUCCACUGCUCUCUGACACAGUACCUGAAUGGACCAGUCCCCACGGUGGACGUGUUCCAGAUGUCCACUAAGGACCGGUUUGGACUGGGACAUCAGUUGAAGAAGAUAAUGCAGACAUUUGUCACCCAGCAGUGGAAACACCAAAGUGAGGAGAAACUAAACUCCCUUCACAACAAAAACAAGAACAAGAAGAAGGUCAAAUCUCCCCUCCACAUCUUCUCAACCCUCCGCAGAUCUCCCAGCUACCCGCCUCCCGGCUCUGUCAAGAGCAAGAAGAAGCCGAAGCCGGAACAAGAUGGCGUCUCUAAAUCCCACCGCCUGCUCCGUCAGACAUGCUCCAGCACCAUCAAACAGCAGGUUGAGGCAGAGGUCCCUGGGACCAAGACCACCCACCGUCUCCUUGGCCACUCCCUGUCUAGCGCAGACCCCCGUAUGGAUCACGGAGGAGGGCCCUGCGCCGGACCCCUGCCCCUCAAACCCCUCCGCAUCCUGGGCAGGCCCUGCUCGGCUGUGGUCAAACCGGAGGACCUCCGCCCCGCUCCCCACAAGCUCCUGCCUCGCUCGUGCUCCGGCGACCCCCGCUGUGAGCACACUGGUGGGGGAGGAGGUGGUGGUGGGAUGGGCCUGCGUGGUGGAGGAGGUAGUCUUGGAGGUGGUUUGAAGCACCACAGGCUGCUCAGUAGGUCGUGCUCUGGUUCUAUCAGGACGGAGGAGCUGGAUGGACUGAAACACCACCACCUGCUCAGCAGGUCCUACUCCAGCAGUACCAAGAUGGGCAAGGCUGUGGACAUCUUCAAGGACUCUGUUUCUCCAACCGAGGGGAGGCGUCUCUCUCUUACCUCAGGGCUCAUCGGGAUCCUCGCCCCCUCGCUUGCCACGCCACCACCGCCAAACAAUGGGGCCAAGUCUAUACCGAUAAGAGACAGAGGCUUCCUUGUUCAGACCAUGGAGUACGCUGAGCAGAGGACUCCGGUCCUGAAUGAGUUCUGUGUGGUGUGUGACGAACCACACGUGUUCCUGAACGGACCCAUGCUCCGACCCACAGUGUGUGAGCGGGAGCUGUGUGUGUUUGCCUUUCAAACACUGGGGGUGAUGAACGAGGCAGCCGACGAGAUCGCCACAGGAGCUCAGGUGGUGGAUCUGUUGGUGUCCAUGUGCAGGUCGGCUCUAGAGUCGCCCAGGAAAGUGGUCAUCUUUGAGCCAUAUCCCUCCGUGGUGGAUCCGUGUGACUCCCAGGCACUGGCCUUCAACCCAAGGAAAAAGGACUAUGACCGAGUGAUGAGAACCCUUGACAGCCUUACAUCUAUCAGAGAAAUGUCCCAGAAGGUCCUUGUAUCUCUACAGGCACCUUACCUGGAGGUCAAGAGGCAGAUGGACAAGCAUGAUCCUUUAGCUCACCCUUUACUGCAAUGGGUGAUAUCCAGCAACAGAUCACACAUCGUCAAACUUCCAGUCACCAGACAACUGAGGUUCAUGCACACGCCGCACCAGUUUCUUCUCCUCAGCAGUCCUCCUGCCAAAGAGUCCAACUUCCGAGCUGCCAAGACCCUCUUUGGAAGUACCUUCGCUUUCCAUGGCUCUCACAUAGAGAAUUGGCACUCCAUUUUGAGGAAUGGUUUGGUGGUUGCAUCCAACACAAGACUUCAGCUCCAUGGUGCCAUCUAUGGGAGUGGAAUCUAUCUCAGCCCAAUGUCAAGCAUAUCCUUUGGUUACUCAGGGAUGAACAAAAAGCAGCAGAAAGUUGCUUCAAACCAAACUGCUACAAACAAGACCAAUUUACAUUUGCAGUCAACAAAGAAAGGACAGCAGCCCCAGUUUUUGCAAAGUCGGAACCUAAAGUGCAUAGCCUUAUGUGAAGUCAUCACGUCCCCAGACCUGCACAAACAUGGAGACAUCUGGGUCGUCCCAAACACCGACCACGUCUGUACACGCUUCUUCUUCGUUUAUGAAGAUGGCCAGGUGGGAGAUACGAGCAUCAACACACAAGACGCUGGCAUCCAUCGCGAGAUCCUACGAGUCAUCGGCAACCAGACCGCCACGGGAUGAACCUCACUGAAAUGGAAAUGUCCUUCCAGUAAUACAGCUGCCUCCACCUCUCCUCAAAGCUGGAUUUUUUGAGCUGCGGAAGCCCGUCGUAACAAGUGUUUUUCCGACCAAUGCAGAGAACACAUCAAUUAACUUAGCAAAAGUUUGAAAUCUUCAAGGAAAUAGCUACAGUGUUUUUAACCUUGGUGAAACCAACAACACAUAUUUACAACUGCAACACAGCAAAACCCUUUAGGGAAGAACACAUUUUGCUAAGUUUAUAAAUACUAUGGAGAGUCCUGUUUUUCUGAAGACACGGUACGUCUCUGUUUGACUGAUUUGGUGAAUAUUUUGAGACUUCUUGCUAGUAGAUGUGGGACCUUUUCAGGAAAAAUAACGAUUUGUUCCCUUCCUGUCUAUCGGACCUUGUUUACUAUAAAAGAGUUGUACCUUUUUAAAAUACAAUGUACUUUGUGUACACUGAAGGUGUUAAUAUGCACUUUAUUUUUCUUAAUGUCAUAUAUUUGUUCCAACAACUGGGUCAUAAUCUAAAAAACUAAAAAAGCCUUUUUCCACUUGAUUAUUUUAAAAUUAAACAAAAAAAAUUAGUUGUAUUCUUUUCGACGGUGGCGUACUAUAUUGGUAACCAUUCCAUGUAGACCGAAGGACACAGCAAUAUAUUGAGUAGAAUAGACACAAAGGCCAGGUUUCAAUCAGGACUGCGGAAGAUCCGCGUUAUAGCGAAAUUCACAUAGAAAUGUGUGUUACAGAUCUGUCAUUCUCAUUGAAAGCAAGUCUAAGAAGCGGUAGAUCUGCU
This is a messenger RNA of Coregonus clupeaformis (lake whitefish), 4149 nucleotides long. RefSeq names its product poly (ADP-ribose) polymerase family, member 8 (gene parp8). Gene Ontology annotation, cellular component: membrane; endoplasmic reticulum tubular network; intracellular anatomical structure. Lineage: Eukaryota; Metazoa; Chordata; Actinopteri; Salmoniformes; Salmonidae. The record is from RefSeq and is a predicted model, not a curated record. Gene Ontology annotation, biological process: endoplasmic reticulum unfolded protein response. Gene Ontology annotation, molecular function: protein serine/threonine kinase activator activity; kinase binding; NAD+ poly-ADP-ribosyltransferase activity. The transcript has 27 exons. The coding region runs from base 684 to 3353 and encodes 889 amino acids.